Meleagris gallopavo (turkey) is the source of this 3797-nucleotide messenger RNA. The record is from RefSeq and is a predicted model, not a curated record. NCBI's taxonomy places the organism in Eukaryota, Metazoa, Chordata, Aves, Galliformes, Phasianidae.
GAAAAUAAUCUCAGAGCGCACAGAUACAUCAUAAUGGUGGAUAACUCUGAUACAAAAAAGUAACAUAGAAAAGAAUUCUCCGUACUUAAAUUCUAUUAAAUUCUCUUUGCUGAGCCUUGCAAUUUUUGUAUAGGUUUUGGGAUUAACCUGUUUGAUUUUUCACGUACAUCAUUCAAUUUUUCAUUUAACUGUCUUGCAAUUUCAGGUCACUUCAGUUACUCAGCUACAGUAACUCUACUUGAUGUUCUUCAGCUCUCUGUGUUGGCUUGCAUGCUGCCUUUUCCAGCUGCUGCUAUUAUCUGGGGUACAUAAAGUUGAGUGUGGCCAGCAUCCCUUUCUGAAGAAUCUGCAUUAAGUGUUCCAGAAAAAAAUAAUUUAUCUACAGUAAAAAUGAGUGUGCUAUUUUUUAUGGCUUUUAUUGCAGAAAAUUAGUAAAGUAGAGUAGUAUAGAUUGUAUUCCCUUCUCCAAGCUUUCCAGUUGGGUUGGCUUCCAUUAUCAGCAGAAAAAAAGUAAUCUGUCUGUGGUCAUCACUUCCUCAUCCAAAAUCUGAAUGGUCACCUGUGGGAACACUUGCAUCUAGAGGCGUCAAGGAUGACAAGUACUCCACAGAUCAUGUCUAACAACAGAACGUGUUUUGAGUGUAGAUCGUGCAGCAGUGGUGAUAAUUGGAAGUUAGAACCCAGGCUCUCAACGGUGGUCCCACUGUAUUCUCUGAAGAUGGGACGAGAUUAUGAGGUCCGAGUCCGAUCAAGACAGCGUACCUCCGAAAAGUUUGGAGAUUUCAGUGAAAUCCUCUAUGUUUCCUUUACUCAAGCAGGCACUGAAUUUGUUCAUUGUGCCGAAGAAAUCGAGUUUCCCUGGUUCUUAGUUGUCGUCUUUGGAGUGUGUGGGCUGGCCAUAACAGUGAUCUUAAUCCUGCUGUCUAAACAGCCAAGGUUAAAAAUGCUGAUUUUUCCGCCUGUGCCAGUUCCAAAGAUUAAAGGGAUUGACCCAGAUCUCUUGAAGAAAGGAAAGCUAGAUGAAGUGAACUCCAUCUUAGCCAGCCAUGACAACUACAAGACACAGCUAUACAAUGGUGACUUGUGGGUUGAGUUUAUUGAAUUGGACAUAGAUGACUCCGAUGAAAAGAACAGAGUCUCAGAUACUGACAGGCUCCUGAGUGAUGAUCGUCUGAAGUCACACAGUUGUUUGGGAGCAAAGGAUGAUGAUUCUGGACGUGCCAGUUGUUGUGAACCAGAUAUUCCAGAGACAGACUUCAGUGCAAGCGACACAUGUGAUGCCAUCUCUGAUAUUGAUCAGUUCAAGAAGGUAACUGAAAAAGAAGGGGAUCUCUUGUGCCUUCAUAGGAAGGAUGAUGAUGAGGUGCUUCGAAGACUUGCCAACACAGAUACCCAACAGCCACGUACUAGUACUUGGUCUGAAAGCAGAGAGUCAUGGCCUCCUUUUGCAGAGAGCACUGACUCAGCUAGUCCAUCAGUCCAAACUCAGCUAAGUAACCAGAAUUCUCUGAUAAACACUGACUUCUAUGCUCAAGUGAGUGAUAUUACUCCAGCUGGAAGUGUUGUACUUUCUCCAGGGCAGAAAGCCCAGGUGUGGAGAGCACAGUGUGAAGGCUGCAUGGAACAAAACUUCACCAUGGACAAUGCCUAUUUCUGCGAGGCAGAUGUGAAAAAAUACAUUGCUGUGAUUUCCCAGGAAGAGGAUGAGCCGCGUGUUCAGGAGCAAAGCUGUAAUGAGGACACUUACUUCACCACAGAAAGCCUUACCACUACUGGUAUCAGUCUUGGAGCUUCAAUGGCAGAAACCGCAAGUAUGGAAAUGCCUGUCCCAGACUACACUUCUAUUCACAUAGUUCACUCUCCACAAGGCCUUGUGCUCAAUGCAACUGCACUGCCUGUGCCAGAGAAAGAAUUUAAUAUGUCUUGUGGCUAUGUGAGCACAGACCAGCUGAACAAAAUCAUGCCGUAGCAAUUCUUUGACUAGAUGUGUGCAGUAUUUCACAGCAGAGAGUCAGCUUCGGCUUGUGUGCUGAAACCGAAUGAAGUCUAAACAUUUGUCGUGGUUCUUAUAAGUUUAUCUCAAAUGUUGAAACAUAAAAUAUUCAUCAUAAUAUUCCUCUUGUUCUGUAAAUAUUAUCUAUGAAUUUGUCUUGAGACUGCUUAACUGCCGUGACUGUCUUGUUCUUGUGGGUGUUGAUUUUUGUGAUGCUAAACAUUGAAGUGACUAUGUUUAAUGUACAGUAAAUCAUGCUUUUUGUAAAGCUAAAAAUCAGGUGGUCUAAAAUCUGAGAAUUUAGUAAAAUCAUGCAGUUGACAGAGAUCUUUCUAUAAUAAUUGGGAACUGAGCAUGAAGGUGAAAAAUCCACAGAAGUAGUUUGAAUAAAGCAUCUAUUUUGAUCUACAUAAAUUAAUAAAAUGUAUUUUAAUAUUUUAGUCACAAAAGUGUAGAUGUUUUAUAUUACACUACAUGAUGUAGUUUAAUUAUGAUGGCCCAUCCAAGGAAUGUAAGUGCUGCAGUCUUGAAAACGAGUUUUCUGUUUUAUAAGAGCUUUGUUUGCAGCAAAAGUUAAAAAUAGAUUUUGCAGAGCCAUUUUAUACCUCCAAAGAAAUCUGUUGAGAAAUUUUGAAAUAUUUUAGGAACUUAGAGUAAUUGAUCCUAUUGCUUUCUUAUGGUAACUAGUGUAGAAAUAGACAUGAAAUUUAAAGUUUUGUAGAAAACUUUAAACUAUACAAAAUAUUUGGACAAAAAUUUCUGUUAUUCAUCAAAUUCUGGUUAAUGAUAAUAUACUUUUUUAAAGCAAGAUUUCAAUGACCACAGUAUUAAGGAGUAUGGAAGUACACUUUCACUGAAAAUUUUUGAAAACACAUGAAUAAGCUCUGGUGAUUUAGCAGCAUAAUCUUUUCGUAUUUGACCAACUUCUGAAGCCCUCCGAUGGACAAAGCCACCACACAGUUAUUAGACUGUGACACAUGAAGUAUUGAUUAAGAAAAUAAGGACUUCAGGAUUUGGCCAGCAGUUGAUUUUUUAAGCUAUAAAUAGAUUUAAAGUCGUCAGUGGAACACAGGAAUUGAAUACAGUGUUGUUAAAAAGGAUUUUUCCUCUGACUCUCCUCUGACUGCGCUAGGCAGACGUAAGAAAGAAAGGGUGUGAGAAAACCAAAACCAAGUGGGAAAGUUCUCUUAUUCUUAAAUAUGUAAAGAACUUGACAGAGCUUUGCAAUGAGUUUUUAUUGCUUCAGAAGUUACCUUACUAGACUAUAGCUCCAUCAUAGCAGGGUUCUUCUGAUAAAGCAAAUGGGGAUGUUCAUUGCCUUUCUCUGACAUGAACAGAAGUGUAUGACGUGCCGUGAAUGCAGAUCUUGCUCAUGAUGUCUCCCACUGAACUCACUGAUGCUCUCUUUGUGACCAAGGGCUACAGAACUGAGCCCAACUAUUGGGUGGGAUUUUUACGUUUAGAACGUACUUUAUGGUAAAUGUGCAUUAGGUAUUCUGCUAAUUUGCUGCUAUAUUUUUCUAACAGCUACAUUAUUUAGUUUCAUAUAGAAUUUCAUAGAUGAUAGACACUAAUGCAAGUAAAGCCUAUGUGUGUUUGGAAGAAGUUUCUUACUCUGUUUCUAUUGCCAAAAAUAGUUAAAUACCUCAAUCAAACUCAGAAUGUCAUUUUGGUACUUUACUGGUCACACAAGCCAUUAUUCGCCGGUCAGAAGAUGUGUCUUUCAGUUUCUAUUUAACUUUCCUUAUGUCAGUGUUUUGUUUGUUUUCCUCAAAGUUUAAUAAAUAUAUUGUCUUUGAUCUGU